AUGUCUGCGACUGGCAUUGACCUUGUCGGCGCCGCCCCGCCUGUCACCCAUAGAGAGGACAAAGAACUUGGGGAAAAGAAGCCUUAUCUGGGCAAUGAGAGUCCGGAGUCUGGCUCUGUCCAGGUGCCUGGCGAUCAUACGCAUAGGCGGCUCAAGCCUCGCCAUAUCCAGUUGAUUGGAAUCGGAGGCACAAUAGGCACUGCACUUUAUGUCCAAAUCGGGCAGGGGCUACUCAAUGGCGGCCCAGGAAGUCUAUUUUUGGCUUUUACACUAUGGUGCACGUUCAUUCUGGCCAUCACAAUCAGCAUUGCCGAAAUGGUGACAUAUCUGCCGAUUUCCUCGCCCUUUAUCCGCUUCGCGGGCCGUUACGUCGACGAAGCCUUUGGUUUUGCCGCCGGGUGGAAUUUCUUCAUCUUCGAGGCGGCGUUGGUGCCGUUUGAGGUCGUGGCUUGCAAUCUAAUCAUACACUACUGGAGCGAUGCCGUUCCAGCUGGUGGUAUUAUUGCAAUCGUCAUUGUUCUCUAUGGGUUAAUCAACGUGCUUGCCGUCGAGUGGUAUGGGGAAACGGAAUUUUGGGCCGCGCUGGGAAAAGUGCUGCUGAUCGUCGGUUUGGUCAUGUAUACAUUCAUCGUCAUGCUAGGAGGAAACCCGGUCGGUGACCGCUUUGGUUUCAGAUACUGGAACAACCCAGGGGCUUUCGCAGAGCUGUACAAGACCGGUGACCUAGGCCGUUUCCUCGGGUUUCUCCAGUGUCUCAUCCAAGCCGCCUUCGCCAUUGCCGGGCCAGACUACGUCUCCAUGGCCGCAGGAGAAGCCGAGAACCCGCGGAAAGUGAUGCCGCGUGCGUACAACGCCGUCUUCUACCGGCUGACGGCCUUCUUCGUCCUCGGCUCGCUCUGCGUCGGCAUCAACGUGCCCUACGAUGACCCGGACUUGACAGCUGCGUUCGAAAACAGCGAGCCUGGCGCUGCUGCCUCGCCAUACGUCGUCUCGAUGAACAGGCUGCGGAUUAAAGUCCUGCCGGAUAUCGUCAACGCAAUGGUCCUGACGGCCGCCUUCUCUGCCGGCAAUAGCUACGUCUACUGCGCAUCGCGCUCGCUGUAUGGGCUCGCGCUGGAGGGCAAGGCGCCCAAGGUGCUGACCCGAUGCACGAGGAAAGGCGUGCCCAUCUACUGUGUGUUGAUCGUGCUGGUCAUCGCGCUGCUGUCGUUCCUGCAGGUCUCGAAUAAUGCGGCGGUCGUGCUGCGCUGGUUCGUUAACCUUGUUACUGCCUCUCAGCUCAUCAACUUCAGCGUCAUCUGCUUCACGUUUAUCCGAUUCAAGAAGGCGUGCGAUGCACAGGGCUUGAGUAGGGAUGAUUUGCCUUACAAGGGCUUUGGACAGCCGUAUGUCGCGUGGUACGGCUUCAUGGGCUGUUUUGUCAUGACGUUUGUGGGCGGGUAUACGGUGUUUUUGCCGGGCAAGUGGGACGUCCCGACAUUCUUGUUCUCGUACUUCAUGAUCGGUGCUUGCCCCCUGCUUUACAUAGGAUGGAAGCUGGUUCAUAAGACGAAGUUCAGGAGCCCGAUGGAGGUCGAUCUGCACCAGGACUUGGACGAAAUUGAGGAGUAUGAGAGAAACUACAUCGAGAUGCCUCCGAAAAACACGGCAGAAAAGAUUUUCAACAAGGUCUUCAGCUGA
This is a messenger RNA of Aplosporella prunicola CBS 121167, 1680 nucleotides long. RefSeq lists its product as uncharacterized. Gene Ontology annotation, biological process: amino acid transmembrane transport. The coding region runs from base 1 to 1680 and encodes 559 amino acids. The transcript is spliced from 7 exons. NCBI's taxonomy places the organism in Eukaryota, Fungi, Ascomycota, Dothideomycetes, Botryosphaeriales, Aplosporellaceae. The record is from RefSeq and is a predicted model, not a curated record. Gene Ontology annotation, cellular component: membrane. Gene Ontology annotation, molecular function: amino acid transmembrane transporter activity.